Molecule: messenger RNA, 9371 nt
Organism: Oreochromis niloticus (Nile tilapia)
Lineage: Eukaryota; Metazoa; Chordata; Actinopteri; Cichliformes; Cichlidae
Product: growth factor receptor-bound protein 10
Exons: 17
Coding region: 1847-3640 (597 amino acids)
Biological process (GO): negative regulation of insulin receptor signaling pathway; insulin receptor signaling pathway; negative regulation of Wnt signaling pathway
Molecular function (GO): insulin receptor binding
Source: RefSeq, a predicted model, not a curated record
UGUUUGGGAACUAAUAUCUCUCAUCAGGACUGCAUAUUGUUAAACUCAGUAUCAGCCGGUCUAUACAUGCUUACUGGUCAUGCGCCGGGACGCAAAGGAGCUUUAGCGAUGCUUUAAACUCAAUUUAUGAGUGACCUUAUUGGUAGAAAAAAAAAGUAUUUAAUCACAGUUAUUGCUGUGCUGUGAGAUGCAAAGUCAUUAUGUAACUCUUUAAAUUUGUCAGGCUGCUUAAAGUGAUCGCAUUCUUCGCUUUUAUGGAGAUCACUGUAAAGUUAUAAUAUAUUUAUUUUGUAAUAGAAACACGCGUUGGCUGUAGUGGUGAUAGUGAAGGAGGGGGUUCAGUCUUUCAGCUAAGAGCUGUCAUAUCACCUCAUAACACAGUCAGACUCAGAUGCUCCAUCAGUGCCUAGAGCUGUUGCAUCUCCUCCCUCUUCCACUAAUUCUGAUUAUGAAUUGGGACAAGAGUUAUCUGAAGCAUCAGCGUGGUAGGGAGCUGCUUUAUCAGAGAGCAUAAGCUGGGUGUGUGUGUGUGUGUGUUAAUGGGCUGUCAUAAAGCUCCAAGCUGUGCCUUAAUGUAGGUUCAAUCUUUGUAUGCUGCUAAAUGUCCUUCCUCCCUACCUUAUGCGCAAAGUAGACUUCAUGUCUGUUUGGGGCUCAGGUAAUAUUAAGAAGUUAUGUGAAUGUGUGCUGUUCAUAAGACCACAGACCGAGUGUGUAGCUAAAAAUCUGAAUCCUUAUGCACUUGGAAAGAUGUGGUAGUAGUAGUGGGCGUGUUAAACACACUCUCACACGUGUGGCAUUAUUAAGUUGCUCCCUGCUCCGUUUAAUUUCUCCAGAUCUCCCCAUAUGACCAGCAAAGCUGAAUUGUUCCCUCUCUCCACAGGAGGAGUCACAAAUGUCAGGAAAUGUCAAGCACACAGAGCUUUGUCUUUGGCACUUAUUAGUUUGCACGUACGACGCCGGCACUUGCCCUUUUGGCCGGGACUUUGAUUGCUGCGAGCAGCCUGUGCAAUAACAUGUAAUAUAUUAAGAAAAAAAAGUGUGCAGUUAUCAGGCACGCAGAGGCUGCACUGCAACGUAUGUCCAAAUUUGCACGCGCAUACACAUUAAGGCACACAUCCUCUGACAGAAGAGCAAACCUAAAGAUAGCAGAGCCCCAGUGGAAACAGUAAUUAGUGGGGUGAAGAGAGAGGGAGGAGAGGAGAGAGGAGGAGGAGGAUAUUGUUUGAACCAUCUGAUAUCUGUUAUAUAAUGACCUGUACAAUGGAGACAUGCUGGGAGAGAAAGUGAAGAGGAAUCGUCAAAGAGUGAGAGGAGCUAUUUAGUGAGAGAGAGAGAGGCAGCGCUCUGUGUGUGUGUGUGUGUGUGUGUGUGUGUGUGUGUGUGUGUGUGUGUUUUCAGCAGAUUGGGUUUGCUGAACCUUUGUUGGAAACGGUAUCAGUUGCAGCAGUUCCCUAAAAAUGUGUAUGUGGGCUGCAUAACAUCAUUUCUCUCUUUGAGGAAGCUUAUUAUUUUUCCUCGAGCUCACAGAUGAAUCCAGUCUGUGAGCUGGGCAUCUCUAAUAUGUUAUUGCAGCUCUCCGUGAAAUUGGACAGGCAGAUAGGAGUUACAGAGGAUCAGCGAUUAGAUUUCAUCUGUGAUCUGGGACUUCCACCAGCGGGCGAGGAUAGGAAUCACGAGCUAAGACGAUGAAACAAGUUUAAGACAGAAAUCUGAUUCCAAAGUGACAUUACACGGGGCUUAUAAUGAGCCCGUUUAUCUUCAUAUGAAUGUGACUGCAAGGAGUUUUUGGGUGCUGGGGAGACCAGAGGGUUAUUCCCUGCAGAGGGAACGCUGAAAGAACAUCAUGGCAUUAGCGGGAUGCCCUGACUACUUCUUACGUCAUUCGAACUACCAGGAAAGGAUGGACCGCACUUCCACUCGCAGGCCUGACGAGCUUAUUGUUCCUGGCUUUCAGCGCUCAGCCAGUCAGAAUUUGCCACAUCACCAUGAUGAUGACGUGGAUCUGGAGCAGCUGGUGAAUGACAUGAACUCCUCUAUGGAGAGUGUGUACUCCACACAGGCAGACACGGCAGUUCUUCUAAACAACGGCCACGCCCCUCACCACCACCAUCAGGUGCACACUUCCUACCUGGGACACAGCCGUCGCCACACCCCGCCCCUGCCCCCUUCUUCCCCCUCCAGAGAAAGGCUGAGACACUCUCAACCCAUGCACAUCAAAGCUGUCAGGAACCUGCAGGAAGAGCACCAGCUGCGUCCAGCCUCGCUGCCAGCCAUCCCCAACCCUUUCCCUGAGCUCUGCAGCCCAACUGGAUCCCCUAUUCUGAGCCCGAUACAGACCUCUGACAACCACAUAGUGAAGGUGUGGAGCGAGGAUGGGGCCGGUAAAGUCGUGGAGAUCCCAGCCGACAUGACGGCUCGAGAUGUGUGCCAGCUGCUGGUCUACAAGAGCCACUGCCUGGACGACAGCGCCUGGGCGCUGGUGGAGCACCACCCCAUCCUCGGCAUUGAGAGAUGUGUGGAGGACCACGAGCUGGUGGUUCAGGUUCAAGCCUCCAUGAGCGGUGACAGUAAAUUCCUCUUUAGGAAGAACUAUGCCAAAUAUGAAUUCUUCAGGAACCCCCUGAACUUUUUUCCGGAGCAGAUGGUGGCUUUUUGUCAGGAGUCUGAUGGCUCAAUUCCUCCGUCACAGCUCUUACAGAACUUUCUGAACUCGAGCAGCUGUCCAGAGAUUCAGGGCUAUCUGUAUGUGAAAGAGCCUGGACGCAAGUCCUGGAAAAAGCUCUACAUGUUCCUGCGCCGCUCCGGCCUUUAUUACUCCACUAAAGGAACAUCCAAGGAACCCCGGCACCUGCAGGUACUCUCAGACCUGGAGGACAGUAACGUCUUCACCGUCAUCACGGGCCGAAAACUUUACAACGCCCCCACAGACUACCAGUUCUGCAUCAAGCCCAGCAAAGUGAGGAGCGACUGCAAGGAACUGAAAAUGCUGUGUGCGGAGGACGAGCAGAGCAGGACUUGCUGGAUGACCGCCUUCAGGCUGUUCAAAUACGGGAUAGUGCUGUAUCAGAGCUACAACGUGCCCCAGCAGAGGAAGUCUAACCUCUCGCCUUUUACUGCGCCUGUGCGAAGCGUAUCUGAGAACUCCCUGGUUGCCAUGGACUUCUCCGGGCGGACCGGUCGCGUCAUCGACAACCCCAUCGAGGCCCAGAGCGCCGCCCUGGAAGAAGGGCAUACCUGGAGGAAAAGGAGCCAGCGUAUGAAUGUCCUGGGCAGUCCCAGUCCCCUGCAUCCAUCUUCUCUGAGCACAGUGAUUCAUAGGACACAGGUGUGGUUUCAUGGUCGUAUCAUGAGAGAGGAAGCCCACAAAAUGAUGAUACAACAAGGCCAAGUCGAUGGGUUAUUCUUGUUGCGGGACAGUCAGAGUAAUCCCAAGGCAUUCGUGCUCACCUUGUGCCACCACCAGAAGAUCAAGCACUUCCAGAUCCUACCGUGUGAGGAGGACGGUCAGGUGUUCUUCAGCCUCGACGACGGCGCCACCAAGUUCACCGACCUGAUCCACCUGGUGGAGUUUUACCAGCUUAACAGAGGAGUGCUGCCCUGCAAGCUCAAACACCAAUGCACCGCUGUGGCCUUGUGACACUCCUCCCCCCCAAACCUUUCUUUGCACACCUCUCUCCCUGAGAUCCCCCUCCCUCCCCUUCUGUCCCCUUUACCCCUUCCCUUACCAACGCAGUGGGGGUUGAGGAGAUGGAGAAAAGUUACGUCCUGUUUUGCGGAUGUGAACAACUCUGCAGGAGCCGGGACUGGAAGUCGAUGUCACCCAGUGGGUAACGUUCGUCUCCACCUUACUGCUGCUCGGUUGUUUGAACGAGAGCUGUUGGGACAGGCCAAGUGUCGAAGACUGUGGACUCCUGCGGUUGUUUUGUUAUUGGUGUUCAGACCCCAGAGAAAGACCAGCGUGAUGUGAAACCACAAGACGGCUACAGUAUGUUUCCAGUGGGUCUCUUGGAUGGAUCCCUUCCUUUAGAGUCCCAAACCCUUCAGCCCCACCCACCUUCCCCAUCCUCCAGGCCUGAUAAGCUGUGGUGCCCGCCCUGUCCUCGAUACCGAGGUGGGCGGGGAGCGCCACCCUCUGACUUCCUCAAUGAUCAUCAGGGAUGGACGGGAACCUCCCUGGGUCCCAUCAAACUUGAUCCAGGAGUUUUCUCAACCUGUGCAGUCCAGUCUGGAUAAGCUGACACCCUGCCCUCCAACCCCCGGAAACACCUUAGCGGGGCAUGACGUGGCAUCGCUGCCGUGUCCCGACCCACAGACCCCUGAUGCAACCCCAAUCCCGCCUCCACACGAGCUCAGAAAAAAGUCGGGAGAGAAACGAGAAGUCGCUGAAAGGCAAGACGAGCAGAGCAGGGGCGAGGGUUUGCUGAAAGGACAGAGGAAUGUUUAUCAGGAAGGCUGUACAAGCCUCUCUUGUAGAGUUGAUUACUUGAUGUCAUUUUAAUGCUGUUUUAUUACUGUUGAUUCAAUGAAGAACUUGUUUUGCACUCCCGAGCGGACAGACGACAGCUCUUUAGCUAAGAGAAGCUGCCUCCUCUUCCUCCUUCACUCCCCUUCUGAAAAGCACGCAUACGAAUUUCCAUCAGCUCUGACUGGAUUACGGUGGUGUGGGAGCACAGUCACAUCAUGCAGUGCUUUCCAGUAAGGUUUAAGAACAUCUAACUAGCCCCCCCAGCCUUGUGUGUCGUACCAACAAGACCACAACAAUUAACAAACAUGAAUGUGCUCUUGAACCAGCUGUAGGUGUCUCAAGACUUUAAGGAAGAAGAGGAAGGUUGUCAAAUAGACUCACUUAAAAGUGUGUCGAACCCCAAGCUUUCUACCAUUUCGGUCUUUUUUUUUUUUUUCAAUCAAAUUGGUUAUUUUAUCUGUUGGUGAAUUUGUCUUUGAAUGUUUUCCUUUUACUAAAUAAUUUCCGAGCUCUCUGCUUGCACAUUUUUAAAAAUCAGCCUGAUUUGUUGUCGAUGGGUUGGAGCUGUCGUGUUCGGAUUCUGACCACUGUUCCCUCGUUGAAAGCAACAAAAGCACUCUUGAAACUUUUGUUAAAAAAAUUUAAAAUAUGGAAUUUGAACAAAUGACUUGAAACGUGAACUCAGUUGUCUGUGUGUCAACAAACAGUCAAAUGAGCUUCACUCGCCUUAAGUGAAAAUUGUGAGCCUUGUGUAUAACAUUGAAGCUAUGUUUUAAAAAGAAAUGCACAUAGAGUAACACGUUUGGGGAAAAAAAAUUUCAGGGGUGGUGGAAGAACAUCAUGAAUGGGGAGAAGUGGUGGGAGAUUUUGGGAAACGGUCCAUUUUUGCUUUCUUGUUAAGAAAUGUAACUCUCUUACAGGAUCUGUACAUUAAAAAUGAGGCUAAUGCUAGCGUGACUAGCAGUCUUGGCUCUGUACAGAGGUUAUAAAAUCUGCCUACGGCCACCUCUAAAGCUCAGUAAUCAACAUGUUUUAUCAUGCUGGAAACAACAGUUUGUGAAAGGUAUCUGAUGUUUUUACUGAGCUUGGCUAGCUGGCUGCAGACUGCUAGCUAGCAUCACACGUAACUAGCUAGCUUCUCAUCCCUGCCUUCUUCUCUAACAGGAAAGCAAAAAAUAUAUUUUCCAAAAGGUCUCAAAGAUUCCUGUAAAGUAAAAAUCCAUUAGAACACAACUUCGAAAACAUGUACUGGUGAUGCAAUCUCAGAUCUGGACAAAAUGUCAGUCAACUCUGUAUUUAGAUAUUUCCAUUAGCUGCAUGAAGUGUUUGAGCACCAUUGCUGAACAUCAACAGGGUCGCUAAAUUACAAUCAAGCAGAAAGGGCUUCUUUCUUGAUUUCACAACCAAUCCAUCAAACAACAAAUCCACUGCUACAGAGACAUAGGAAGCUAACAUUACAGAGGGGUUUCACUUAGUUUAGUAGUACCAGGUCAUUGUUUGAGCAAAUUAAGGGCCAGCAAAUAUUUGUUUUUGUUUUUUCAUUUUGAAAAAGUAAAAGUAUUCAAUUAUUCAAGCUUCUCAAAUAGCAGGUUUAGUGAACUGAACCUCCAAUUUCAGAUUGUUGUACUAGCUGUCACGUUUGGUUCUUGAGAUUUUUUUGCAUUCUUUAUUUUUUGUAGACACGUGACCCCUAACCAUGUGACAUUAACUUGUCGGCCAUUUUGGAUAUGUGACAAUGUAGGAUAAAGUGAACAAGUCCCCAAUCACACAAGCCUAUAGACUGGUCUGCAACCAGUUGGAAACCACUGGUCAUGAUGGGGAAAUAAGUAUUCCUUGAAUGCUUGCAAGUAGUUAAUGGAGGUUGAUGGUUUUCACUCAAAAAAUAAAGUCUCAGUCACACAGGCCUUCCGAGUGGUCAGUGACCCCUAUUUUUCCCCAAUGACCCACCUGUCAGUAUGGAAAACAUUUUGGAAACUGUAAAAAGUGCAGCAAAAAAAAAGAAAAAGAAACAAGGAAUAUUUGCUUUUAUGUAAAAGUUGUCCUUUUUUAAAACAUGCUGGUUGUAAAUCUCAAGCACAACUUUUACAUUGAAGAAUGAAUCCUCUCCAUCUCUGGUUUGUGUGGCCGGUUUUCACAGUUUACUACUGCUCAGAGAGUAAUUACAAAGAUCUUUCAGACAUACAUGAAACGCAGAGAUGCAAAUGUGCUAGCAACCAAAGGAGUCAUUGGAAGGUUUUCAUUAUAGCACCUACUUUGCAACUGAUUUCACCCAGCGAGAGCCACCAACCUCCUGGAAACAUUAACAACCAGUCGGUAAAUACGUUUCCCUGACAACCAGUGACAACCAUAUCGUUUCUAACUGAUGCCACGUGAGAAAUCUCAGUACACCAAAAUUUAACUAAAAUGUUCUAAAUUGACUAAAUUGGAUAUUAGCGAUGUUAGUCUGUAAGUCUAACUGCUGUGAUAGUAGAUCUCAUGGAAAACAGUUGUCACAUGAAUGUGUCCGAAAUGUGUUAGCUUUUUACUGUUUCGGUUUCCUUAAUUUUUUGGUUGAACCCUAGCUUUAUACUAGAACAUACCACAUGUAUGUUACAGAGAAGGAGUUUGCUAAUAGGUGGCUAAAUGCUAAACACAGAACCUUAAUCCGAUAUGCCCAAAAUUAGCAUUCAUGGUUCAAAACUUCUGAAAAUGGCAUCAGUUUGUGAAUCAGUCGGUAUCAUAAGCUUUUUUUCCCCCUCCACCCUUCCCUUCAUUUUUUUUGUCAUUUGGUCCCAUUAUUGGCUUUUUGUUGAGGGAACCAGGGUAACGCUAACUUUUGGAUUCACCUACAUAGGAUCAUCCCUUAAGCGCUCCUUAAGCAGUCUGGAAAAUAAACUGAAAACAACACAUAGCAGGUAAAGCAGAAAAAGUUGGUCUACUGAAAAAAAUGAGCUGUCAUCAACCAGUUCAUGACAUGUAGGAGAAAAUGCCAAUAGUUGAUGCUGUUGCCAGGUCUCUAAAAAUGAAUCUGUAAUAGUCAGCAUAGAGAUCAGUUCCAAAAAAUUAGAUUCACAUAGAAAUUCCACUCUAAGUAGCUUAAACAGAUCACCAGUUAGUUUAUUUUUUUACCUUAUUUAUAGUAACAGGAAAAAGAUGCCCAGGAAAGGAGACGAGGAAUCCUUUUGUCAUUCCUACUGUCACGUGACCAAUUGAAUGCGUGUGACAUAACACCUGCUUUAGCUUUGUGCUGCACCCGUCCCACCCUCACCUGCAGUUUCCAUCCAUCCUAUCCCAGAUUCACAGGGUUAGAAUGAGGUCGCCAGACUCUAAGCACCGACACUGAUACACACACAGACACACACACAAUCCACUGCCGCCACCAGCCAACUAAUCGCGUGACUUAAACGACUCACCAGCUCUGCACUCCACCAAUCAGGCCUUUCUGGUCAGUCAGGUCAGACUCUCUCCAGGGAUUGGAUAAUGCUUGAAUCCCCCGCCCCCCUCUCCCACCUGUGUCCAGCCUGUAAGCUAUAUGAUCCUGUGGUAAAUGUGUGUGUUUGUGUGCGGAUGACCAGACUGUUAUAUUCACCCUUCAGGAACUCUGCUGGCUAACGCGCUCGCCCUUUUAGAGGCGGUAAGAAGACAGUCUGGUAAAGUCGGGGGGUAAGCUGCAGAUUUAGAGGAGACGGGAGUUUGACUGGAAGUUUCCCAGCAUUCCCGGUCAUCAGUUUAGGUUCUUCCCUGUCUGACAGAGGAUGAAAGCCACGUCACUAUGGGUCAGCGGGGACAAAAUCACCGUCCUCCCUGCAUUUUUUUUUUUAAAGUCACUGUGCUACAAUGCAAUCAUUCACAGAAGUCCAAUCAUAUGAAUAUAUACCAGUAUAAAGUAUCUUUUGUUUUCAAAGUAUGUGAAGCUAUGGAGAAGAUGUAGAUCUAACACUGUACCUAGGUCACAGAUCACUAUGUAUGGGCUGUUAUGCUUUUGCUCAUAACUCCAUGUAAAAUGAAGAAUGAUUUGUUUUUUCCUUUUUUUUAUUAUUUGAUUGUGUGUAUGACUUUAUUGUGUAUUGUCUUUGGUUUGCCACAAAAUGACAUAUACCACAGCAUAUACAGUAUUAAUUAAAUUAAACAUUUUUUUUAUUUUAAGAAAUCAAACUGGAUUUUUGGCACGUGUCAAAUUUCUGAACUUCGGUUGUGUUUAUAAGCUGACAGGCUGUCGGAGUCUUCAUCUCUGCCAGGUUUCAACUCUUUCAGUAUUCCCUCUCUGUCAUUUAUACUCCAUGUUUGGAUAUUAAGCCCACACACACAGAGCAUUGUUUUUUGAUGGAGAGCGCACAUGCUAAUUCUUAAGCUUUUCAUCACAAGUAGUGCAAUUAUAAGCUGUAGCUCCAGAGGAUUGUGCAUCUCAUUAUAAUGUCUAUGUUGUCUGAUUAUUUUUCUUAAAGGUGCGUAACAUUUUUUUGUGUAUUCUCUCGCAGCACGUGCCUCUUUCUGAAACGGUCACAGCUCCCUAGUUGCCGUCCGUCCACUCUCACACUGCAUUUCAAAUUAGCUGUGACUGUGAAAUGCAACCUUAGCAGAACUAAAUGCUAAUGUGGACGUCACACGUCAGUCCCACUGAACUUUGGUGACUUACAGUAUAGGUGCAAGUGAAGCUAACUCAGUGUUUUUAUUGCUGGGUCAAAGUCAUCAUAAGUUGAAGUCAAAUAAAAAAUUUCAGGGAGGAAAAAACAAAAACAAAGGAUCAAAUGAACUGUAAUAAUUUUUCUCACAUACACCCCUCCACUGUGCUUUGCUUCAUUCUGUCUGUGCGGCUCCUGGAUCUACAUUGUAUCCUGUUCAGGUAUUUUUGUACAAAUAAGGGACUGAUAUAUUCUCUGUUUAUUGGAAAUUAGAAUAAAAGACAACAUUGCUAUAAACCAAA